Messenger RNA from Lottia gigantea (owl limpet), 807 nucleotides. RefSeq lists its product as hypothetical. The record is from RefSeq and is a predicted model, not a curated record. The transcript is spliced from 2 exons. The coding region runs from base 1 to 807 and encodes 268 amino acids. Lineage: Eukaryota; Metazoa; Mollusca; Gastropoda; Lottiidae.
AUGUCGGAUUUAGACAGUGAAUAUCCAAAAGCAGAAAGUGCUAGACCGUUUCUACCAGAAGAAGAAAGAAAAUUUUUAAAACUCUUCAAUGAACAGAAAUUUAGACCUAGAACAGCUAUUUUAACAGUGUGGUUUAAAUAUCCCUAUAACAUGUUCUUCCAACCAAUACCAGCUAAAGAUAAUAUCACUUUCACGAAUAAAGAAGGAAAAAAGGAAACUGGGAGUAAAAUCAGGUUUAGAAAUGGUUUCUGUUCAGAUGUUUUAACAUCGGUCGAUAUUCAAGAAAUUGUUAAAGCCGGUGGAGAUAUUAUUAGAAUAUUAGAUGGUAUAGUAUACGAAGAAAAUUUUAAAACUCCACCAUAUAGAGAUUAUAUUUUAAUUUUGAGAGAUCUAAGAAAUAAAUAUAAACGAGAAGAAAUUGAAGAAAUAGAGAUAACUGCUGAAGAUCAGUCAACUAAAUCUACAGGACUAACACCUAGUCAUUUGGGAUCAUUCGUUUUAUCUCACAGUAAAAAAAUAAUGAAUAAUUUCAUUCAUGUAAUAAAUGGAUUUUAUAAACCUGAAAUAUUCUAUACCGACACUGAUAGUUUAUACAUUUCAUCUAGAAAUUGGGAUGAAUUAAAUCGAGCUGGGUUGGUAUCUGAAAAUGAAUAUUGUAAAGGCGAUAAAGGUGAUAUCAUAUUUGGUUUAUAUUUAGCGCCAAAAGUCAAAUAUAAUAUCAUUCUAACUUCUGAUGGUGUUUUAAAAGAAAAGGAAACGUUUAAGGGUUAUUCUAAUAAUAAAACAAGAUUAUAUUCAGUUGGCUAG